This is a messenger RNA of Parnassius mnemosyne (clouded apollo), 318 nucleotides long. The record is from the annotation of a GenBank genome assembly. Lineage: Eukaryota; Metazoa; Arthropoda; Insecta; Lepidoptera; Papilionidae.
UUGAUUUGGGUGCAAGUAAAAGGUCAUGUAGCAAGACACAACACAACCCCACCGUUCACGGCAAAUAAAAUGUUUUUGCUGAACAAUGCAUGUGAACAUGUAACACCAAAUGAUUGGAAGAAGGUGGUCAAUAAAACGCGAAGAAUUUUCACAGAAGAUUGGCAACGUGAUGUCCGCUUUGAUUAUUUGUGUGAUCAGGAAUUAAUAAUUAAUCUCGAAGAUUGUUCCAGUGACUCUGAUUCUGAUGACGAUGAUUGUUACUUGCACCCUUGUGUCAAUAAAUUUAUUAUUGCAAUUUUUUUUAUUAGCCCAAAAUAA